Messenger RNA from Alternaria atra, 567 nucleotides. RefSeq lists its product as uncharacterized. NCBI's taxonomy places the organism in Eukaryota, Fungi, Ascomycota, Dothideomycetes, Pleosporales, Pleosporaceae. The record is from RefSeq and is a predicted model, not a curated record. The coding region runs from base 1 to 567 and encodes 188 amino acids. The transcript has a single exon.
AUGAACCUUGGCAGUUGGCUUGAUCGAAUUGCAGAUGUUGGCUUCACAGACCUUUUGUGCUUUCCACAGUCUGGCAGGCGAACUUGCGACUACAAUGAGCGUUGGUUCGAGGCUGUUGAGAAGGUUCCAAUGUCCAAACAGUUUGACUACAAGUUCCUCCCUGACAUUGACGGCAACUCCUUCUCUGGGCGGUAUCUCUCUUUCCUACGUUCGACAUCAGUUCCGAUCAAGGCAACCCUCUACUCCGAAUGGCACGACGACCGACUGAUACCAUGGCUACACUUCGUGCCAAUGGACAACUCGUUCGUUGAUAUGUGCGGCAUAUUGGACUACUUUCUGGGUACUGGCGACGGCCAUGUGGCGAUGCUAUACGGUACUUACGACGAAGCAGCCAAAAAGGUUGCACAUCGGGGACGGGAAUGGGCGAAGAAGGUCCUACGUAAGGAGGACAUGCACAUGUACACUUUACGGCUGUUGCUCGAAUACGCUAGGCUGUGCAACGAUGAUAGGGGGCAGCUAGGCUUCGUUGGAGACCUAGCCAAAGAAGCCCCGGAAGACGAAGCAUGA